Zygotorulaspora mrakii is the source of this 612-nucleotide messenger RNA. RefSeq names its product Jlp2p (gene JLP2). The transcript has a single exon. Bases 1 to 612 code for a protein of 203 amino acids. Lineage: Eukaryota; Fungi; Ascomycota; Saccharomycetes; Saccharomycetales; Saccharomycetaceae. The record is from RefSeq and is a predicted model, not a curated record.
AUGGUCUAUUUUUACCAAUCGCAACCAGAGGGCUCCUUGAGGUCGUACCAAGUUGUAACAGGAAAGGACAAAUUUGAGAAUGAUCUUCUCAUAAAAUGGGGUUACCGCGAACUGGGCUACGUUUGGUUUCAUGUUGAUAAUUAUUCAAGCGGCCACAUAUACCUGAAAUUGUUUGCAGAUGAGAAAUCAAUCGCAGACGUACCGCAGGAGGUUGUGAAUGACUGCUUGCAGCUAUGCAAAUCAGAAUCUAUUCAAGGAAAUAAGAUGAGCCAUUGUACCAUUUUAUGUACGCCAUGGCAUAAUCUUCGGAAGAGUAAGGAUUUUAAACCAGGGGAGGUUUCUUUCAAAUCCUUACAAAGAUGCCAGAAAUUAGUCUGCCAUGGCAGAGACCAAAAAUUACUGAAUCGUUUGGCCAAAACGAGGGUGGAGCUUUUCGAGGAUGUUGAAGAAACGUUACAUCGUGCAAAAAAAACUAAAGACGGAGAUUUCUUUCUUAACUAUAUCCAAGUUAUGAAAGAGAGGCUACUGGAAGAAGAAAAGGAGCGCAAAAGGCUUAAGAAGCUUUCAAAAAAGCGAGAAAUUUCAAGGGAGAACAUUCAUCAAGAUGUAUAA